Molecule: messenger RNA, 1140 nt
Organism: Uranotaenia lowii
Lineage: Eukaryota; Metazoa; Arthropoda; Insecta; Diptera; Culicidae
Exons: 1
Coding region: 1-1140 (379 amino acids)
Source: RefSeq, a predicted model, not a curated record
AUGAGCCCAUCACCGGGUGACCAUCCAAACCGGACCAUUCCGGAAUGGAUGGAUGCCCAAAGUUUACACGGUCGGUUAUACUAUUUAACGCUUCAAGGUGCUAAAGGAAAACAAUUGCCUAAAAACCCGUUCUUGAUUGGACGUUCCAUCGAGAAUUUUGCGGGUAAAAUUGAAGGAGCCUUUUACGAAAAGUCCCGGAAUUGGUAUGUGCUUAAGAUCAGGAACAAAAACCAAGGAAGACAGCUGACAACGUUAACUACCUUAUUAGAUGGUACACCGAUUAUGAUAGGUCGUCAUCCAAGCCUAAAUCAACGGAAAUUAGUGGUCACCUGCCGAGAAGUGGAUGGAAUGGAAGAUAAAAUACUGCUAGAAGAAUUAUCCUCUCAAAAAAUCAUCGACGUCCGCCGCAUAACCAAAAAAACCAACGCAGGGAUCAUAGGAACAUCAACGUUGAUUUUAACAAUCAACAGCACCAUAAUCCCGGAAUUUAUCCAUUUCGGACUCCUUCGUGUUCGCACGCGCAUAUAUUAUUCGCAGCCUCUAUUAUGCCGACAAUGUUUGCAAUACGGUCACCCUAAAAGCCGUUGCAAAAAUCUGUUGGCUUGCAAAAAUUGCUCCCGAAGUCAUGAUAGUGUCGAUUGCCAAGCCGAACCCUUUUGUGGAAACUGCAAAACAACAGGUCAUUCCCCUUUGGAUAGAAAGUGCCCCAUUUGGACAGCAGAAUCAGCAGCACAAAAACUCAGCACCGACAAAAAUAUCCCGAUCAACGAGGCCCGACGAAUGAUAACCACGAGCAGCAGCACAACCAGCUACGCGAACGCAGUUAAAGCCAACCAGAAACAACAGAGUACAGCACAUCAGCCACAAGAUAAAACAAAAGAAGAAUCAAACCAACAGACGAGCCAGAACCAAAAAAGAACGCUAGAAAAACCACACACUCAAACAGCACCGCAACAAUCCUCCCAGACUGAUGUCAUUAGUUUGGGUGCAGAUUCACCGCCUCGAAAAAGGACCCCUCUUCCAUCCUCUCUUCCUGCAACUUCGGCAAAAGAAGUUGUUCGUGAAGAAAUGGUAUCACACUCUACCCGAUCAAUCGUGACGCGCAGUAUGCAGCAAGUGCGGCCACCAGAAAAAUCCUAA